UGCUGAAUUCUGAACUACUCCUGUUAUAUAUUAUGGGUAAAAAUAGUGCCUUGGGAAUUACUUCUUCACGGCCCACCAUAGCUUUUCCUCUUGGUCUAGCUCUUCUUGUCCUUGUCCUUGUCUGUAUAAUUGGCUCCUUUGCUUGUUGCUAUCACUGGAAUAAGCUUCGAUCCCUUCUUUGCUCUUCUGCUUCUGCUACCCAUCUUGAUGAUCAAUCAUCUGAUGAUUCGGCUCAUGUUUCGGCUUUUAAAAUUAUCCAGGCGCAGAAGCAGAAAAAUGGGGAGAGCUUGACAAUAUUGAUGCCUGGAGAUGAAGUUCCAAAGUUUGUGGCUUUGCCUACUCCUCAUCGGUGUACUCUCCAACUCUAAAAGCUGGUAUAGCUAUAGUAUGGAUUUUUAUGUAAUAUAGCUUGAGAACCAACUGAAAUUCAAGCUGAGCAGCAGCACAGAAUUGAAUUAAGUGUAACUACUCCUACGAAAUUAAAUUAGCCAAUUUUGUUUAUACUUCUUA
This is a messenger RNA of Nicotiana tabacum (common tobacco), 510 nucleotides long. NCBI's taxonomy places the organism in Eukaryota, Viridiplantae, Streptophyta, Magnoliopsida, Solanales, Solanaceae. The record is from RefSeq and is a predicted model, not a curated record.